UUUCUCUAAAGACCUGCUGAAAUAUGUUUUAGCUGACAGCGGAAAAUAAUAAAAAAAAAGACAUCAAGAUUUUGAUCUGUCACCAACUUUGCAAGAUUAUUAUAAACAACAAGUUUUUUCCCUUCUUGUCGCUUACAUGUCCGUAGUAAGCUCUUACAGGGGGAAUAGAUAGAAAGGAGGAAACAGCCCAACAUUGUUUUUGUAAAAGAGCAGCCAUGAGUAAGAACAUUCUCUGUGUGAUUUUCAUUGUAUCCUUCCUGCAAACAGGCAUCUCCAACAACCAGAUAUCUAUCAGUGUCAGUCAGGAGGGAGAUAACAUAAUCCUGACCUGUGUCCUGAAUGGGAAUGACAGUCUAACUCAGGUUAACUGGGAGAUGGUACAAGGCUCUAAUCACACCAAACUAGGAAUCUUCCAUCCGAGGCAAGGCUUUCACAUCUUCUCUGAGCACUCUGGCAAUGUAAAGAUUCAGGGGCAACAACCCCCCCAGGCAUCCUCAAGCCUUUCUUUCCAAAGAGAGUGGAAGUUGUCUAAUCUGAAAGAAAGUGGUCGAAUAUGCUGUCAGUUCGUCACCUUUCCAUCAGGCAGCAUGAAGCAAUGUACUGACAUCAGUGAUGCAGUCAUAACAAGUGUUCUUAUAUCUCCAGCUGAACCCCAUGAUGCAGGACAAAAGCAGGGUUUAUUUGGGCAAUUUGGAGCUUUGACUGUCGGAUGCAUUCUUUCUCUUUUAUUUCUCACCAUUUCCAUCUACACUUGCCGAAGGUGUUUCUGUAGGAGAAGGCAAGUGCUUGAGAUACAGCAUGUGUAUACAGACCAAUCAAUGUUUUCAGAGAUGUACACAGAGGAAGCACGUGAAGUACAACAUACCCCCUCUCCCUCUGGCUUUGACCCCACAAAAUUAUAUGCAAAGAUUAAAGAGGAUUUAUAUUAUGGACGGCUGUGGAAGUCCUACCAAGGAAAAGCACGAGUAGCACCACAAGGGUGUCUGGCUGGUCCAAGACAGAUUUACUAUCGUCUAGGAGAGAAUCCUCUACUACAAAGGGAGCAGGAACACAAACCAGAAAUCCCAGAUGUAACGACAAGGCCUUGAUCAAACAGCAGUAUCUGAAUAUACUGUCAAGAAAAAUGGCUUUUAAAAUGUGUCUGUGUUACUAUGGACCACAUCACAGCUCUUAUAGAUGAGAAUGUCUGUGGGUAAUUUAAUGAAUCACAGCAUGCAUGUGAUCCACUAAAUUUGGACCAAAAUCACACUCUCUUAAUGUAUUCCAAGGCAUGGAUCAAUCAUCACAUAAUUCAGUGAAAAAAAUGCUUUGUCUUUAUAUGUGAAAUGGAUUGGGUUUCUAUUUGAUGCCUUAAGUGCCUGUGAAUGUAUCAAGAGACUUUCAAGUCACAAAUGAGGCAGUUUUUGCACAGUAUUUGCUAUUUUAUAGUCAUCCAUUUUCCAACCACUUAUACAGCAUAUAGAAAUAUUCAUGUCACAAUCAAAUCCAUGGAUUGACUAUACUUAUCUUAACUUGACUAUACUUAUCUAUUUAUCUCUUUUUCCUCUGUGAAUACCUUGGGCUGGGUGCAUCUCAGCUAGUUUAAAGGUCUCACUGACGGUUUGUACUGUAACUAUCUAUGGCAGCCACAAAUGUGCUGCUUUGCAUUAUGGUAGUUACAAAAGUAUUUACAAUAUCAAAGUACAAGUCUGUUAGGAAAUUAUAAAGGAUAUUUAGACCAAGACCUUACCUAGGGUUAGGGCCUAAACUGUCUGUCUAAUCUGUGAUGUAUUUUAUGUAUGCAAGUGACAUAUGUCUUCAUGAUGGCACUGCCCUACUUAAGCAACUGUUUGUGGUCUUAAGGCCCACUAUGGUUUUUCUAGUGGGUAGAACAUUCUUGCAGUGUCUUUCCUAAACAUGGAGUGGAGUGAUUAAAUAAAUCCUAGUUAGGAAUGUUACUGACAUUAUAUUAAAAAAGGUUAUUGUCUUUUGUAACUGAUGCUCCGCAAGGUGGCUGUGUGACAGAAGCAUUUAUUGAAAAUAAUGCAUCAAAUGUCACUGUGUAACUUUGUUGAAACCUAUCAGUUUUCAUAUUUGCACUAGAAUUAACAGCUCUGGGGUUCACACAACUAUUUGUUGUAGUAAUUUAUAUUUAUAUUUAUAAUUUAUAUUGAAUCAUCCAUGAUAACACAUACCUGGUUGUAUGU
Molecule: messenger RNA, 2186 nt
Organism: Tachysurus vachellii
Lineage: Eukaryota; Metazoa; Chordata; Actinopteri; Siluriformes; Bagridae
Product: immunoglobulin domain-containing protein
Exons: 5
Coding region: 216-1088 (290 amino acids)
Biological process (GO): positive regulation of Fc receptor mediated stimulatory signaling pathway; cytokine production; positive regulation of mast cell activation
Cellular component (GO): external side of plasma membrane
Source: RefSeq, a predicted model, not a curated record